AUGAUCCGAUUGAGUGAGGGACGCUAUCUCUUCGGUGACAAGAGCACACAAAUCUUUGUUCGUAAUAAGGUGGAGGUUGAUUGUGUUAACGUAGCCUCUGUCCGAUGCUUGAAAGUUGGAUUGACUGGACAGCUUCUACGGUGGUACUGCAUUCUUCCUCGCCUAUUUGUUUGCUUUUACUUUGGGCAGAUUCUUCGAAGUCACGUCAUGGUGCGCGUUGGCGGAGGUUGGGAUACGUUAGACCACUUUUUACAGAAGUAUGACGAAUGCAGAAAGGUACAACAGCCCAGUAAGUCAAAUAUUUAUUGUCCUUUUACCACAGACAGUCCAUCAACAACUGACAAGCGUUCCCAAUUCAAAAAAGGACAUUCACGCUCAACGGAAGACGGUGUCUUGGAUACUGCCAACACAGCAAGUCUUGUCAGUGCAGUUUCUGGUACCAGAAAACAGGCGACAGGGCUAAGUGAUGAGCAGGGUCCUCUUCUGGGUGAAGGGAACCUCCAAGUGACAAAGAAGGGAAGGGAAGUGGUCUAUACCACUACAGAAGUGAUUCACAAAGCACCAUCAAAAUGCAAUCUUACUCAUCACUGUUCCAAGGCAGCAGAAGAGCCAAUGAAGUCAGACAAGCAUGAAAGCGGUACUGACGAGAAACUCCUCUCAUCCACCUCCAGUAUUGAAGAUGUGGCUUUGACUCCAGUAAUAAGCCAAACGGUAGACAAACCAAAGAGGAGUGAAAUUUCGCACACUGUUUUAAGGGACCGAAUUGACAGUUUUAUUCAGAUGGACGAGGAGCAGAAAGAAACCCUUUUUGCUCAAAACGAGACUUCAGAGGAGGCUGUAUUUGCGUCUACAACUUCUAGUGUUGAAGACCUCUCUCUCAUUCCAGUAAUUGAUCAGAUAGCCAGCGGAUUUGAUGGAAACAUUAAACCUCUCACAAGUAAAGAGCCUGCUUUGGCUAAAACUCCGGUAAAGGGAAGGUCAAAGCCCAACCCACUUCCCUCGCCCUACAAACCGGGCCCCAGUCCGGUUGUCCAGAGGAUUUCCACCUCAUCCAGUGCAUGCCCUAUCAACCGUCAGAGGGCUACAUCAACCCACAACCUUGCCUCGAUUGGGACUUCAUCCAAGCCCAAUUUGGGUAAGUUUUCCAGAUCCACCAUAUCGCUCAAUGAUCCGCCCUCUGCUGUACGCACAAAUAAACCCGUUGGAAGUCAAUCCAAUCGAAACGCUAUGCUGAACAAUGACAAACGUGCAAAGUCCAUCUCCAAUCUUGUACCAGCACCCAGUGUUAAUACUCCAACACGACAAGAUGUAGAUGUAUCAAAAAUGAGUGUUUGGGAGCGUCUGUCUGCCAAUGUGCCAAGGAAUUCGACGGCACCAAAGAUCGUUUCUCCUCCUGCAUCGUCGUUAAAGCAGCAGCAUCAACAACAAAACCAUCCUCACACUCAAGGCAACCGUGUUUCAAAUAUGAAACGACGUAACUCAGUUGCUACACCAAGAAAGGUCACAUGUUUAGAGGAACAGCCUAAAGUUGUGAAGGCUCCUGCACCCAAGGUGACACAAACUCGACGCUCCUCCGUAGCGAGGAUGCCCGCAGAGGGCUCACGUAUUCCGAGACCAUCAAAAGCCUUCACAGUCGCAGAGGCACGCUCCAAAUCGGUUGGAUCAAGUCUCCAAGUCAAACGUGUAUCUCCCACCUAG
Molecule: messenger RNA, 1698 nt
Organism: Hydatigera taeniaeformis
Lineage: Eukaryota; Metazoa; Platyhelminthes; Cestoda; Cyclophyllidea; Taeniidae
Source: the annotation of a GenBank genome assembly